AUGGGUGGCGUGGGCGUAUCCGAGGAGUACGUCCCGCCGCGGCUGUCGCGGCUGCUGCACUCGCUGCCUCACAUCAACAUCACGUUGCAUCGGGUCAACGAUACCUUUGCGCCAAACUCCCCUAUCUACCUAGAGAGUCUCGGAAUCUUGGGUUCAAUUCCCGGCGCUUGGCUGGUCCUCACACUUACAGUGCUGCUCAUUUACUUGCUCACGAGAUGCUGCGAUCGGAAGCAACGACCGCCCAAGAGCAUCACUGCGCUCAAGAUAUCACUGAUGAUACUGUCGAUUCUGUGCUGUGGCGCAAUCGGCAUGGGCCUCUUUGGCAACGACGACCUUCACAACGCCAUGCUUCAGAGUAUCCAGGCGGGCAACCAGCUCGCCGCUCUUGUCAACACUGUUAAGAAUCAGUCAAGUAUACUAGAAGAAGCGAUGGGAUCACGAGCGCGUGCGCCAUUGGCCCGUCUUGCGGACGCAUUAGACGCACCCGUUGCAAACCAAACAGCGCUUGGUACGCUGUUACGAGCACUGUCAGCGCUGAGAAAUAACGCUAGUGCUGCUGCCUCCGCCGCCGAUAACUUGCGACGCCCUCUGGCUGCGCUGAACCUUGAUUCUUUUAUGAAGCGUGUCUGGGUGUGGGAGGCAGCUCGUUGGGCGGGUGGAAUGGCGGGAUGGUGCUGCGGUGGCGCCGUUUGCGUCGCACUUCUUGCGGCUGCUGCUAGACGGUCGCGACCUGCUUUGCUCUCGCUUUGUGUAUGUGCGCUGGGUGCACUAGUAGCGUGCUGGGCAGCGGGUGCGGCUUUGGUAGCGGGAUCUGUAGCGGCGGCCGACGCCUGCCAAGAACCCGCUCGUGCUGUUGCAUUGUACGCACCGCAUCGUCUACCACUUGACAUGGUCCACUACUACCUUUCGUGCAAGGUGUCUCGUGAGAACGUGCUGACAGCGGAACUGAGGAACGCACAACGCGCGGUGGUGGCCGUAAGGCAGGCCCUCGCUAUUCUCUCUAGAGGCGCUCCGGAACUAUUCAAUGACCCUGGUCUGCAACCAGCCUUGGGUGCGCUCGGAGCUGGUACAGGGGAAGCCGAGCGUGCUCUUGUCUCUUUGAGCUCGGCUCUGGAAUGUCGCAUGGCUCGUACCUACUUCGUCACCGCCGCACGCGCAGCUUGCGAUGCUGGUCUGCAGGCACUGACCCUUCAGCUGCUAGCAGCGAUAGUGGCAGGAAUCCUAUUCACCGCUAUUGUUCUAGUCGACUCUCACGCUUGGAUAUAUAUCAACACUAAACGUGCUCCUAGCGGUGAGGAACAGGCUCCGUUCCUAGGCGGGGCUGGUACUCGGACUCUCCCCCGCCCAGCACCAUUCCCUAAUGGAAAGCCGCCUUCGUACAGCGCUGCCGUGCAACUCAUGGACCUCAACGACAGACCUGAUCGAGAACGACCCAGGUCCCGUAUAUCAGGCAGUGCAACGCUAGGCCGUAACAGCGGUGGUGUGGGCGGAGUGGAAAGGGCGGGUGGUUUGGGUUUGGGCGGUGCCCAUACUCUGGGCCGAGCCCCUCACAACGGCAAGUACGCCACCCUCAGCAAGCAGUGCAAGACGCUUGAGAGUAAUGACUUCUACUGA
Pieris macdunnoughi is the source of this 1614-nucleotide messenger RNA. NCBI's taxonomy places the organism in Eukaryota, Metazoa, Arthropoda, Insecta, Lepidoptera, Pieridae. The record is from the annotation of a GenBank genome assembly.